AUGAAAAGGAAAGAAGAGGAUUUGCCGUACACAGGCAGAACAUUCGUGGUCACAGGAACAACAAAAACACCAAGAGAAGAUUUAGUUAACAGAAUAAGAGAAUUAGGAGGGAAAGUCACUCUGGGAAUAUCUGGGGUUACAACAUAUUUAAUAGCAGGAGAAGAACCUGGCCCAGCUAAACUUAAAAAAGCAGUUGCCCAUGGGACAAAAAUACUAUCAGAAGAAGAUUUCAUAGAAAUGACCAGUCAUUAUAUAAUACUACCAAUAGAAGUAAAGAAGAGUAAACCAGAAGUGUACUCAAAGGAGAGAUGGUGUGAUAAGUAUAAGCCAGAGACAUCUUCAGAUAUUCUUGGUAAUAAACAGACUAUUACACAACUAAAAACCCAUUUAUUAUCUAUGUCUAGAGCACCCAUUCUACUCACGGGGAGUUCUGGGUGUGGUAAGACACUCUCAGCAUAUUUAAUAGCAAAAGAAUUAGGGAUAUCACUGAUUGAGUAUAAUGGGGCUGAUUAUAGGAACAAGCAAGAAGUAUCAAUAAUAAAAGGACUCUCAACACAGAAAUCACUUACACAUGGGAUACACUUACAUAAGAAUAAAGCACUCCUUAUGGAAGAGAUAGAGAAUAUGACAUCAAGUGACAGGGGCGGGUUACAGGAAAUACUGAAUUUAUUCAAGGAGACUAAAAUACCGAUUAUACUUACUACUAAUAAUAAGGGCAGCCAGAACCUUAAAACAAUUAUUUCUAAGUGUAAGGUUAUACCGUACAGUAAAAUAGACAGUAGAAGUAUUACUAACUUAUUAAAAACCAUAACAAUUAAAGAGGGAAUAUCUGUACCAGAGAAUACUUUAAUGCAAAUAUCAGUGACAGCAGGUGGUGAUGUAAGAUAUGCAAUAAAUAUGCUGCAGUACUUAAGCAAAAAGGAUCAGAUAUCAACUGAAGAUAUAAAAAUAAUGGGCAAGCAUAUUACAAGUAGUAAUUUAUUCGAUGUAACUAAAGAAAUCUUACAGUCUUAUAAUUCGCCUGCACAUAAAAUCAAUUUAUUCUUUGAAGAACCUUUAUUUGCACUUCUCAUGGUGUUUGAGAAUUAUUUAGGGGAGGAUACGUUAAAAUCAAUUGCAAAUACGGCAGAUACGCUUAGUACAGCAGAAAUAAUCAGUGGUAGAAUGAUUAACUCAGAUGAAAAAAGACUAUUCCCAGUGGCAGCGUAUUAUACUGCAGUUAAGCCCAGGAUUAAAAUAUCCAGUAAAUUAGCAUUUAGUAAAUACAUUGGCCAAAUAUCUGCACAGAGUGCAUCUAAGAAGAAAAUGGUUAGAAUAAUCAAUGAGUCUACAAAGAGAAGUUUUCGUGGUGGGUGGUCUGUCCUGUAUAACUGGCUUAGUACUAUGCUUAUGCUGGAGAGUAAGAAUACCCAUAAAGAAGAUAUUCUAGAAUAUAUUCAUGCAUUAAAUAUGGAUAAAACAGUUCUACAAGCACUCAGUGAAUUAACUAACAUAAAAAUCAAACCAAGCACACUUCCAUUAAUAAAGCCACAGAAGGAGUAGGACCAUUAAAUCUAUUUUUGUAUCCAUGGCGU
This is a messenger RNA of Nematocida parisii ERTm1, 1574 nucleotides long. RefSeq lists its product as uncharacterized. The record is from RefSeq and is a predicted model, not a curated record. Gene Ontology annotation, biological process: DNA replication. The coding region runs from base 1 to 1542 and encodes 513 amino acids. The transcript has a single exon. Lineage: Eukaryota; Fungi; Microsporidia. Gene Ontology annotation, cellular component: nucleus. Gene Ontology annotation, molecular function: ATP hydrolysis activity; DNA binding.